GCGGUGAUGGUGAUGCAACAAACGUGGUGCUGUAAGUGGGGCCUUUCAACAUUAAACGCUGCCGUUUGGCCUUCCAGGUUUGUUCCGUUCUUCAACGCUGGAACCUUGAGAGUUUUCGACUCGAAAUGGCCAAACGACUCGGCUCCCAACUUUUUGUUAGCAGAUUAUCAUUCUACAUAACGAAUCAACAGCUGAAACAGUUGUUUUCUCCAUUUGGAGUGGUUACGGAAGCGAGGCUGGUUAUAGACCGGGAGACUCGAAGGCCUAAGGGGUUUGGUUUUGUGACAUUUGAAUCAGAGAUUGAUGCACAGAAGGCGCUGGAAGCCAUGAAUGGCAGGAUACUUGAUGGUAGGCUUAUCUUCGUUGAAGUUGCCGAAACGUCCAGGUAAGAUGCUAGUUCUAGAGAACAAGAACUGCAUGCGGGGACUUGUGCGGCCGGCAUUAGUUGAUUAAUCAAAAAUUUGUAAUAUUAUAUUAAGCUUGGAUGUAAAAUACUUAUCCAAAUGAUAGCACUAAAUAAAUAUAUGUUCUAUUACAAGUUAUUUGAAAUAUUGUA
Messenger RNA from Carica papaya (papaya), 556 nucleotides. Its product is annotated as RNA-binding (RRM/RBD/RNP motifs) family protein. Lineage: Eukaryota; Viridiplantae; Streptophyta; Magnoliopsida; Brassicales; Caricaceae. Gene Ontology annotation, molecular function: RNA binding. The record is from RefSeq and is a predicted model, not a curated record.